This is a messenger RNA of Sus scrofa (pig), 6891 nucleotides long. NCBI's taxonomy places the organism in Eukaryota, Metazoa, Chordata, Mammalia, Artiodactyla, Suidae. The record is from RefSeq and is a predicted model, not a curated record.
UGUGUUUCAGAGGGUGGUUGGAAGAUUUUAUAACCUUGGUGGUUCCUGAUGUGUAACCAGACUCCAGUGAAGUCCCAACAGAACAAGGUCCUUUAUGGCUGUACCUGCGGCACCUGGAGGUUCCAGGAUGGGGUCCAAUCAGAGCUGUAGCUGCCGGCCUACACCACCACCGUAGCAAUGCAGGAUCCAGGCCUCGACUUCAACUCUACACCACAGCUCACGGCAGCGCCUGAUCCCCAACCCACUGAGUGAGACCAAGGAUCGAACCUGUGUCCUCGUGGAUACUAGUCGGAUUCGUUUCCACUGAGCCAUGACGGGAACUCCCCUCAUGAGAAAAUUUUGAAAUAGGCUAACAUAUUUGUAAAGUACUUUGAAAUUUCUCAACUCAAGCCGUGAAAGAACCCUCCUCUCCAUCCCUCGGGAAAAUAAGAUUGCUCUUUGCAGAAUGUAAACGUUUCCUAGUCUCCUUGUCUGUAAUUUUGUCUUUUAACUGUACUGUCUGCUAUGAAAAAAAGUGAAGUAGCCUUAAAAGUAACUUAAAAUUUUAUUUAUUUAUUUAUUUAUUUUGUCUUUUUGCUUUUUUCCAGGGCCGCUCCUGUGGCACAUGGAGGUUCCCAGGGUAGGGGUCUAAUAGGAGCUGUAGCCACCGGCCUACACCACAGCCCCAGCAACGCAGGAUCCGAGCCGCGUCUGCGACGACCCACACCACAGCUCACGGCAGGGCCGGAUCCUUAACCCACUGAGCAAGGCCAGGGAUCGAACCCUCAACCUCAUGGCUCCUAGUCGGAUUCGUUAACCACUGCGCCACGACAGGAACUCCUUGCUUUUUGUUUAAAGUUCUAUUGAAGUAUAGUUAAUUUACAAGGCUGUGAUCAUUUCUGCUGUACAGCCAAGUCCUUCUUAGGUUUUUAAAGCCCGUUCCUUGAAAAGCAUCUUGAAGAGGGAUUAGACAUAACUUAAAAACGAGAGCUCAGGAGUUCCCAUCCUGGCUCAGCAGAAACAAAUCGACUAGCAUCCUGAAGACGCAGGUUGGAUCCCUGGCCUCGCUCAGUGGGUUGAGGAUCAGGCGUUGCCGUGAGUUGUGAUGUAGGUUGCAGGUGUGGCCUCGAUCUGGCGUUGCUGUGGCUGUGGCGUAGGCUGGCAGCUACAGCUCCGAUUUGGCUCCUAGCCUGGGAACCUCCAUAUGCCAUGGGUGUGGCCCUAAAAAGACAAACGAAAGAAAAAAAACAAAGACCUCAGAUUCUAUUCUUGAAUUGACUUUCAAGUAGCCUCUAAAAAAAAAAAAAAAAAAAAUCUUGGAAGUAUUUGAUGGUUUUUGUGUCACAUAAGCUCUCAGUUUCCUAGAGAGAUUUUGUGUCAACAUCAUUUUUAUCACUGCAGAGCCUCCUCAGUUGCCUUGAGGGAAUAAGAGUGUCUUAUAUUGCCCCUGUUUUUAGCACCUGAAUUACUGCUUCUGUUUCUCAGAAGUUCUUGCAAGUUCUUUCCUCUGUUAGUAAAACAUGCCUUUUAGGGAGGGCUGUGGUGCUCUUGCCUUUGAGGGACUGGUUUCUGCAUUUGUUCCCUCUUUAUCCCGCUUCAGUGAGAAGGGUGUGUUUUGCAGAAGUGUGGUUGUGUGUCUGUAGCACAGCAGGAAGUUGCUGCUGAUCAGAAUUACUUGGAAGCCGACUCAUCUCUUCGUUCCUCCACCACCUUUCCCCUCAUUCUCUCCUUUUAGUGUAAAUUAACAUUUGAUAUUUAUGUAAAAAUUACAGAGCCUCAGGGUUUAAAAGCUUUUUUGGGGGUGGGGGGUGUGUGUCAUUUUUGGCCCCCUGAGGCACAUGGAGUUGCCAGGGGCCAGGGAUCAGAUCGGAGCCACAUUUGCGACCUGAGCUUCGGCAACACCGGAUCCCCAGCCCAUUGUGCCUGGUCGGGGAUCAAACCCGCAUCGCAGUGGCUCCCCAGACACUCCCGCCGAGCCCAUUGUGUCACAGUGGGAGGUCCUAAAAAGCAUUUUUGAUGUCGGCUAGUCCAGGUGUUCCUUGGAUGUUUGAGUCUGUCCCCAGCAUCCUUGAAAGGUGGUGGAAUGGCUUCAGGGCCUCCCCCAGAGGGAGUGGGCAGCCUGUCCGCCUGUCCCCCUUUCCCUCCGUUCAUGCUCUGCUCGUUGUGCAGGCCAGGAUAGGCCGGUGGCGACACUGCUGCUCCGCCAGCCCUUGAAAAGUUGCGAGGGUCAGUUGGAUGGUAGUUGUUUUGUACUCAAGCUCUUUACAUAGCUAGAUGCACCAGGGCAGAGCCCUGGAAAACCUGUGGCACGGCAUUGCCAAGACCGAAUAGUGCAUGUGUCACCUCUGCUAACCACUUCACAUGUUCUGUUUUAGAAGAAAAUCGUUGAGAACUGACUUCAUCGUGAUUAGAGUUCUCGUAACCUGGAAGAAUUUUCAGACUGUGACAGGUUUUUCAUGUGCCCCCAUUGCCCGCUCACUCAGCUGUAAGCUUUGGAGGCCUUGAGGCCUUGGUGCCUUGGUGCUGGAGGGUGUGUCUCUACCGUCCUGGACAUCGGGUCCCUUUACUAGGGGGAGAUAGUGUAAGUUUUUCUUCUGGAGGACAUUUCGUUAACAGCUCAACACGUAAGUGUUCUAUGGAGUCCCCUUUGAUUUCCAAAAUAAGUAAACCCUGAAAAUAAAGCAAAAACAAGCGCACACUCGCCAAAAUCGAACCAACAGAUAAUACCCACAAAUCCGUAAACAAGGCCUUUUGAGGCUACAACAUGAGUAGAUUUGCUUCCUGGACUAAGUGUAAAAUUCAGAAUUCUGGUCCCGAAAUGACUACGAGGAGAGGAGAUACCACUAGCUUCUGCUGUUGGCUUGUGAGACAGUAAAAAUGGUGACUGUUGCUCUGAAUUUCCGAAGCAGGGGGGUUAAGUUUUCCUGACCUUUCCCCCGAGGGCCCGGCCGUCUGCCAAGAAUGGUGGUAGAAUGCAGUUUCUGGCGUAAGGCUGAGAUGCUUUUUUCUUCUCUCCUGUAGACUGCAUUUGGUCAAUUUUGUGGAACCUGUGGGCCUCAAUUACUCCAUGUUUAUUCCUACCUUGCUGAGCCAGGGCACCACUGCUCAGAGGGAGAAAUGGCUGCCUCCGUCCAAACGACUGGAGAUCAUUGGCACCUACGCCCAGACGGAGCUGGGCCACGCUUUGUGCAGCGAGGACAUCCUGGGCCUCUGGAUCUGCACGUGGGCAUGUUCCUGCCCACCUUGCUUCACCAGGCAACUGAGGAACAGCAGGAACGCUUCUUCAUGCCCGCCUGGAACUUCAAGAUCAUUGGCACUUAUGCUCAGACAGAGAUGGGUCAUGGAACUCAUCUUCGAGGCUUGGAAACCACAGCCACUUAUGACCCUGCAACCGAGGAGUUCAUUCUCAAUAGCCCUACUGUGACUUCCAUCAAGUGGUGGCCUGGUGGACUCGGGAAGACCUCAAAUCACGCGAUAGUACUGGCCCAGCUCAUCACCCAGGGGAAGUGCUAUGGACUGCAUGCCUUCAUUGUCCCUAUCCGGGAACAGGGGACCCAUAAGCCUUUACCAGGUAUUACCGUCGGGGACAUUGGCCCCAAAUUCGGCUAUGAUGAGAUGGAUAAUGGCUACCUGAAGAUGGACAAUUACCGUAUUCCCAGAGAAAACAUGCUGAUGAAGUAUGCCCAGGUGAAGCCAGAUGGCACGUAUGUGAAGCCCCUGAGUAACAAGCUGACCUACGGCACCAUGGUGUUCAUCAGGUCCUUCCUCGUGGGCGAGGCCGCCCGGUGUCUGUCGAAGGCGUGCACCAUCGCCAUCCGCUACAGCGCCGUGAGGCACCAGUCUGAACUCAGGCCAGAUGAACCAGAACCACAGAUUUUGGAUUAUCAAACCCAGCAGUAUAAACUCUUUCCCUUCCUGGCCACUGCCUAUGCCUUCCAGUUUGUUGGCGCAUAUAUAAAAGAGACCUAUCACCGCAUUAAUGAAAACAUCCGCCAGGGGGACCUGAGCGGCCUACCUGAGCUUCACGCCCUCACCGCGGGGUUGAAGGCUUUCACAUCCUGGACGGCUAAUGCUGCCAUCGAAGCUUGUCGGAUGGCGUGUGGCGGGCACGGCUAUUCUCACUGCAGUGGACUUCCAAAUAUCUAUGUCAACUUCACCCCAACCUGCACCUUCGAGGGAGAAAACACUGUCAUGAUGCUGCAGACGGCCAGGUUCCUGAUGAAAAGUUACAACCAGGUGCACUCAGGCAAGUUGGUGUGUGGCAUGGUGUCCUACCUGAAUGACCUGCCCAGCCAGCGCAUCCAGCCUCAGCAGGUGGCAGCCUGGCCGACCGUGGCGGAUAUCAACAGCCCUGACAGCCUGAUCGAAGCCUAUAGACUGCGUGCCUCCAGACUAGUAGAAAUUGCUGCGAAAAACCUUCAAACUGAAAUGAGUCACAGGAAGAGCAAGGAGGCAGCGUGGAACCUAACUUCCAUUGACCUCGUCCGAGCCAGUGAGGCACAUUGCCACUACGUGGUCGUCAAGCUCUUUGCCGAAAAACUCCACCAGAUUCAGGAGAGGUCCAUCCACGCUGUCUUAAGGAACCUGUGUCUCCUCUAUGCUCUGUAUGGAAUCAGUCAGAACUCAGGGGAUUUUCUUCAGGGGAGCAUCAUGACAGAGUCUCAAGUCACCCACGUGAACGAGCGUGUGAAGGAAUUACUGAUGGCCAUUCGCCCUGAAGCCGUUGCUCUGGUUGACGCAUUUGAUUUUCAGGAUGUGACCCUGGGCUCCGUGCUUGGCCGCUAUGACGGGAAUGUGUAUGAAAACAUGUUUGAAUGGGCCAAGAAAUCCCCGCUAAACAAAACGGAGGUCCAUGAAUCUUACCACAAGCACCUGAAGUCACUGCAGUCCAAGCUCUGAAGUGUCCUGACGACGAGUUCAGUCUGCUCCCGAAAGCAGUUGUGCUCCGUUCCCCUCACACCUGUCACAGAAAUCUGCGUGGAACCUUUAUCCAAUUCAGAAAAGCUAUAGAGCAAAUGAUAAAUUUUCCCUUUUCUCUUUUUUUACAUUGAAAAAAAAAAAACAAAAAACAAAAACCCCAAAUUUCGGAGAUUAAAGGAAAAAAACAGGUGGUUUACAAGUGCAGUUAACACUGAAAGACUGUUGGGCAUUCAGAAAGGCUUUAAGAUGUGUGGUAGGACUUCCAUUUGUACUGCUGACCCCAGGAGGCUAUGACUUUUAAUAAUCUGUAGCACUUAACUACUAAGUAGUUAAUUAUUCCCUAAUCACAAGUGUUUUUAAAGCAAAGCAAAGGUAUUUCGUGAGGGGGCGGGGGUAGAACCCUGCCGCCCUUUCCCACUAAUCACCCUGCGACUCCCGCCAGGGCGCGGGUUAGCCAGCAGGACUGAAGAGGGACCGCCUGGUGUACGUGUGACUUUGUGUUCAGCACCUUGAUGCGUUUCCUGCCUGCCUGCCCACCUGCGUUCAUGCAUCGGGCCUGUCUAACUGUUCCGAGUCGUAGUUUCCCAGCACCAGGAUUUCCCCAGCACAGGCUACCGUGGGGUCCCUGCCCCGUGAAAUUAACGCACCUUCCACUGGAGGGGUCCCUAAAGUGCCACUCUAGUGCUCUACAAGGCCCUUUGUCCCCAGCUUCUCGGAAGGGGGGAGGGAGCGAGGUUUUCUCUGCGUGUUUCUACUUGUGGCAACUGAUGGGACCUCAGUGCUUCUGAUCCUUCCUGUCCAUCUCCUGAGAGAUGCGGGAGAAAGGAGGCAAAAACAGCCCCACUUCCGCCUUAGUAGGACAGGAGCAGGGAGCAUGCUCAGUUAUGGUUGCUGUAACUUUGGUGACCACAUUGCUGGCAUUUCCUGAAACAGUCCAGUUUUCCUGUAGUCUGUCACUUUGGCCCAAUUCAUUAAAAUGCUUGGAGGUUACAGCAUCUGGCAUUACAAAAAAUAAAAGCACCCCUUGUCGCCUCUUAGACCCAGGAGUAGCACAGACCCAGGAGUAGCACGUUUGUCUGCCUGGACAAACGUCAUGUUCUGAUUUUUGGAUCAGAAAAUAUGAAUCGUUGAAACUGACUAAAGGGUAAGUGGAAGUUCCAUAGAACCUAUUUCUUUUUGUAUAUCCAAUUUUUUCGUCAGUAUCCGAUUUUAUUUUCAGUAUGUUCCUACGAGCUUUAUCUGACUUGCUGCACUGUCAGCCGAAGUCUAAUUUACACAAUCAUUCUAUAUUAAAAGGCUAAACAUGUAUCUCAAGGUAAUUUUUUCUUAAAAUCAGUGUAAAACAAGUCACUAGAUUUUUUUUUUUUUUUUAACUUGUUAACUGUAUUUGUGACAUCUGCCUCAUGAAACCAGUCAUUCUAGAAUCAGUCUUGAGAAUGUCGUAUAUAAUUCGGUGGAAAUGGAACUCCUGUCUUGGGACCUGACAUAAAAUCGAUCCCAGUAGAACUGGCAACAAGAGACUUUAAGGUCCGGCAAAAGAAAUAACUGCCUGUUAAGCCUUAAUCUUUCUACUAGGAGAACUAAUAGAUCAUUAUGUUCAGAUUGAAGUAAAAAUGCACUCUGUUCAUUUCCUUCGGGUGUGUCUUGACUAGUUCAGAUCCUGGGAGGUAAUAGAAUGUAUUCAGAUUGCUUAAUACUGACCUAUUAAAUAUGGAAUUGUUUCCAAUUAGUGGUUAAAAAUUGUACUGGCAGGAAUACCUGUGGCAAGGAUCCGAGGGUGUUUGGAACGAUACCCACCCAAUCCAGCUGCAUGGAUCUGGGAUCUGAGCAGGUUGCAAUAGGUUGUGGGCCCUGCACAGCCACCUUCUGUCCAGCACCUUAAGUUUUACUUACCAACUAAACUGGAUAUUGACAGUAUUUCUGUUAACAUUGAAAUGUUUUGUCUUGAAUCUUAUUCACUGUAAUUAAAGAAUAAAAUCCUGUAAAACCUGA